GCUGCCUUUGACACUGUUGAUCACUCUAUUCUACUAUCAUCUCUUGCUGACCUGGGGAUCUCUGGCACUGCUCUGGCCUGGUUCUCCUCCUACCUCUCCAACCGCACUUACCAGGUCUCCUCCCGUAUCUCUACCUGUCUGUCUGCUAUUUCCUCCUGGAUGCACUCGCAUCACCUCAAACUCAACCUCUCUAAAUCUGACCUCCUUUUCUUUCCCUCCUCCUCCCCCUCCUCUGAUCUCUCUAUCUCUGUUCCUCUGGAAUCUACCACACUCUCUCCCUCUUCCUCCGCUAAGAACCUUGGAGUCACCCUGGACCCCUGCCUCUCUUAUUCCCAGCACAUCUCCACUCUGGCACGCACUUGCCGAUUCUUCCUGAGCAACAUCCGAAGAAUCCGACCCUUCCUCACCAACUAUGCUACCCAGCUCCUGGUCCAGGCCCUGGUACUCUCCCGCCUAGACUACUGCAACUCCCUCCUGGCUGGCCUCCCUGCGUCCGCCACCCGUCCGCUCCAGCUCAUCCAGAACUCUGCUGCCCGCCUGGUGUUCUCUCUGCCUCACUUCGCCCACGCUACUCCACUACUCCGCUCGCUCCACUGGCUCCCGAUCACCGCUCGCAUCCAGUUCAAGACUCUUGUACUAGCCUACAGAUGCCUUGACCAGACUGCACCCAGCUACCUCCAGACCCUCAUCUCUCCCUACACCCCCACUCGACCUCUCCGCUCCGCCUGCACUAGAAGACUAGCUCUACCUCCGCUACGCUCCCCUGCCUCCAGAGCCCGCUCCUUCUCCACCCUUGCUCCGCAGUGGUGGAAUGACCUUCCUACAGAUGUCAGGACUGCCCAGUCCCUGACCACAUUCCGGCGCCUCCUUAAGACUCACCUCUUCAAAGAGCACCUGUAGAACUCCUCUGUUUGUAUCCUGGGACACUAUCACCCUUCAUGUAAAUGUGCUUUAUUUUGCUCUUA
This is a messenger RNA of Acipenser ruthenus (sterlet), 965 nucleotides long. RefSeq lists its product as uncharacterized. NCBI's taxonomy places the organism in Eukaryota, Metazoa, Chordata, Actinopteri, Acipenseriformes, Acipenseridae. The annotation marks the transcript as partial. The transcript has 2 exons. The record is from RefSeq and is a predicted model, not a curated record.